Messenger RNA from Fusarium tjaetaba, 508 nucleotides. RefSeq lists its product as uncharacterized. The transcript has 2 exons. The annotation marks the transcript as partial. The record is from RefSeq and is a predicted model, not a curated record. Lineage: Eukaryota; Fungi; Ascomycota; Sordariomycetes; Hypocreales; Nectriaceae.
AUGGGCGUCCAUAUUGUAGAACUUGUCAACAACACGCACCAUACACUUCGUUACCACAACACGAAAACCGGCUACAAAGCCGAGGUUGGACCUAAAGACUCCAAACACUGGGAAAAUAAUGACUGGGUUCCAUCCACGGAUUAUCACGAAGAUCUUGUUCCAAAGUACACUGGUCCACCUUAUGACCUAUCAGACAGUGUCGAGAUUGAGGUACAACUAAAGUCGUACUCAUACACAUUCUGCAAGAUAUCCGACUAUCGCCUGACGGAAUGGGCCGUUAGGCAGCCUGCAGAUGGUGAGGCAGGCUGGGUCGAUGCAAAGCCCGAAAAAGGAUCGCAUGAUCUAGAAGAUGGUUUGUCCUACGUCGUAAGAAUCGAAGAGGACGAUGACGAAAAGAUCCACCUUUUGAUCUAUAAGAAAUCAAACAUCAACGCCGCCGAGUCCAUCUGCGGAUGGUUCAACAACGGCAACAUAGCCAAGGCCCCCAUCACUGUAUACACCAAUACCA